This is a messenger RNA of Rhinolophus ferrumequinum (greater horseshoe bat), 1532 nucleotides long. RefSeq names its product placenta associated 9 (gene PLAC9). The record is from RefSeq and is a predicted model, not a curated record. The transcript is spliced from 5 exons. The coding region runs from base 145 to 756 and encodes 203 amino acids. NCBI's taxonomy places the organism in Eukaryota, Metazoa, Chordata, Mammalia, Chiroptera, Rhinolophidae.
CCGUGCAGUCAGGGGUGCAGUGCCGUAGCUGUGGGUAACCGGAGGAAGGCACUGCUCUCCAAGCUUCAGUUGGCCGGUCUGUAAAAUGGGCUCAUAACGGGGACUCCAGGGAGGCCCCUUCCCGGGCAGGCGCCCAAGGCUGGCAUGUCCGCCCUCCGCCCGCAGGGUCUCUGGGCUCCGCGCGGGGUGUGGAGGGGCCUCUGGAGGGGGCGGGUUCGUUUGAGCCAGAAAGCCCGGAGCCGCCCAGGAAUUUUGGCUGGGACUGCGAGCAUUUCCUCCCGGGCGGACCGGCGCGAUCCCGGGGAGGGUGGCGGCGGGCAGACGGCACCAUGCGGCCCCUGCUCUGCGCGCUGGCCGGGCUCGCCCUGCUCCGCGCCGCGGGCGCCGACGCCGAUGCUCAUUCCUCCACCCCGAGACUCUGCAUAUUGUACAAUACUGAAAGUGUACAAGCCACGUUCCCAGUUACCCAGCAUCUCACCCAGGUCUUCGCCAGAGGCAGCGUGUGCUCAUCCUAGUGGUUCAGCUCCUGAACCUUUCAUCCCCUCCCGAGGAGACUCCACUCGAAGCACAGGGUGUGACACACACAUGGCUGUGCACGGCCGUUUAGACGUCAUAGAGGAGACGGUGGAGAAGACAGUGGAGCACCUGGAGGCGGAAGUGAAAGGCCUGCUGAGCCAGCUGGAGGAGCUGGCCUGGAACCUGCCCCCAGGGCCCUUCAGCCCGACCUCCGACCUCCUCGGAGAUGAUCAUUUUUGAGCACCGGAGCCUGAGUUGCCCAAUAUUGGGAAGUGACAAACCCGCUGAACACUCUCCUCUGAAACAGAGCCAUGCAUCCUGGCUAUCCUUCCUCAGCUUUGUGCAAAAUAAAAUCUACUCCUUUGGUCCCCUCUGUGUCUGCUAACAGAGUGACCCCCGAUAGCUGCAGCCCCCUCUCCAUCUAAUCCCAUGCCCUGAGGCCCACAACUCCCUGCAGCCUCAGACCUGGGAGCCCCCAGUCGGUCCGUUCUUCCUUGCCCUCCUUUACAGGGACGGACAGGGUAGGGUUGGUUCCCAGAGGUGAAGCACCUGAGACCCAGAAUCGGAGGUGACACAGUGGAAGGGCCCGUUGGUAGCCUUGCUACUCAAACGAGGCCACAGAUGAGCAGCAGUAGCCUCACCUGGGAACUUGUCAGAAAUGCGGAAUUUGGGGCCCCACCCAGACCUCCUGAAUCAGAAUCUUCAUUUUAAUGCCAUCCCCAGGGGAUGUGUCUGCACACUAAAGUUUUUAAAAUUUUUCUAUUGAGGUAAAAUUCACAUAGCACAAAAUUCAAGUUGUUAACCAUUUUAAACUACACAAUUUCAGUGGCUGCAGAGUAUUGUGCAAGCGUCACCACUCUCUAAUUCCAGAACAUUCUGUUCAUCCCAAAAGGAAACCCUGUACCUACUAAGCAUCACUUCCCAUUUCCCCUCCGACCACCCCUUGGAAACUAAUAUUUCUGUCUUUAUGGACUUAACCUAUUCUGGACAUUUCAUAUAAAUGGAAUCAUAGAAUA